AUGUUAAUGAUCCAAGCCUAUGGGUUAGGACUCAUAGUUACUCCACAGCUGAUGGGCGACAAGAAGAAAUAUUCGAGCAUUAAUAAUUUACUAAACUGUGUGAGUUAUCCAACGGUGAAAGAUGAUAUAAUAAUAUUAACAGUCAACAGUGGGGAGAAAUUACCAUCUCAAGUAUUGAAUAUGAAUAUUUUUGAUUCAGAGAAUAAUAAGAUCAGAUACAAGGGAGAUAUAUCAGACGAAUUAAAUUUGAUAUUUACCAAUUUAAAUAACCCUCUGAAGAUUAACCACAAUAACGAUCAUACUCCCGAUAAACGUAAUAUACUAAACAAGCUUCAUAUAGGGCGAAAUAGUAAAGAACAAGAGAGGAUUGAUGAGCUUAUGAACAGCGAUACUGGAAAAUCUUUGAUUUACAUCUGUUUUGAUAAUUUGUACCUGGAUAAGUCGUGGUCAUUUCAACCACAGGAUAGGGAAGUUGAACUUUUUGUCGAUAUAAAGAACAUGACUACUAUAAAACAAACUAAUUAUAACAUUUAUGCGCAGUAUUUCAAGAAAUUUAAGUAUAAUUCUGACAAAGAUGUUGAAGCCAAAAAUAAUGAAAAGAAAACCAAAGAUAAAGAUAAAGACGAAACUUCGAAAAAGGACUUUACGCAAGUAGACUUUGAAAACAAUAUCAAGUUUUUAGAAUCAGAAUUAAGUGAUAUUGUGGAAAACUUAAAAAAUUCAGAAUUGAUAUUAAAAAACUUAAUGGAGCAAGAAUCUAAAUUAAGAGAUGCAAAUGAAAAAAUAUAUUCUGAGUACACAAAAGUCUCGAUCAUCAUGAUAGUGAUUAUAAGUAUAUUUGGUAUGGCACAAUUGGUCUAUUUCAGAUGUUAUCUAAAAAAGAGAAAAUUUUUAUAG
Messenger RNA from Debaryomyces fabryi, 897 nucleotides. RefSeq lists its product as uncharacterized. The transcript has a single exon. NCBI's taxonomy places the organism in Eukaryota, Fungi, Ascomycota, Pichiomycetes, Serinales, Debaryomycetaceae. The record is from RefSeq and is a predicted model, not a curated record. The coding region runs from base 1 to 897 and encodes 298 amino acids.